Molecule: messenger RNA, 3546 nt
Organism: Penicillium pulvis
Lineage: Eukaryota; Fungi; Ascomycota; Eurotiomycetes; Eurotiales; Aspergillaceae
Exons: 1
Coding region: 1-3546 (1181 amino acids)
Biological process (GO): nucleoside metabolic process
Molecular function (GO): protein binding; catalytic activity; ADP binding
Source: RefSeq, a predicted model, not a curated record
AUGACAGAACCAAAAGCUCUUGCGUGUACAGAUUACUCGUUGGCAUGGAUCUGUGCGUUACCACUGGAGUUGGCAGCGGCACAAGCGAUGUUGGAGGAGACGCAUCCCAGUCUCACAUCCACCGCUAUCACCAACAUCACGUACACGCUUGGCAAAAUCGCGGGUCAUAAUAUCGUUAUAGCCUGUUUGCCAUCCGGCGUAUAUGGCACAAUUUCGGCCACCUCGGUCGUGUCACAAAUCCAAUCCAUCUUCCCGAAUGUUCGCUACGGGGUCAUGGUAGGCAUUGGAGGCGGGGUGCCGAGUGAAACUGCCGAUAUUCGACUGGGCGAUGUUGUCGUGAGCAAGCCAAGUGGAAGGUUAGGUGGUGUCGUACACUAUGACUUAGGGAAGACCGUUAGCGGUGGACAUUUUGAACACACUGGCAUGCUAAAUCAGCCACCGACCAUCCUUUUGACAGCUGUUUCCAAAAUUCAGGCAAGGGAUAUGAUGAGAAAAGAUGAGCGAAUCUUGGAAGAGGUGUCAAAAGUAUUUAGGCUGCAUCCGGAUAUGGAGGCUAAGUUUUCACGACCUUUCAAAGAAGACUGUCUCUUUCCUUCGACAUAUUCUCAUUUGGAGUCACAGAAUUCCUGUGUCAGCUGUGAUUUCAAGCAGAAGGUUGAGCGCGAAGUGCGAGUAUCAAAAGAGCCUCAGAUACAUUAUGGACUUAUCGCAUCCGGCAACCGCGUGAUCAAAGACGGCGGUGAACGAGACAAACUUGCACAGGAUUUUGGUGCUCUUUGUUUUGAAAUGGAAGCAGCCGGUAUCAUGAAUCACCUCCCCUGUCUUGUGGUUCGUGGCAUUUGUGAUUAUUGCGACUCUCACAAAAAUAAAGAGUGGCAGGAAUUUGCAGCUCUAGUCGCAGCGAUACACACAAAGGACCUCCUCUCCAUGAUAGCGGUGGCCACAUGUCAACCCGACGAAAGCCAAAAGCGCCGUGCGUGGACGGUACCUUUUGAUCGGAAUCCACGAUUCUUGGGCCGGAAUGACGAAAUCCGUCAGCUCAAACAACAGAUUCUUUCCAAGGACCAUGUCAGAAAAGCUGCGAUUUCAGGAUUGGGAGGCAUGGGUAAGACUCAUAUUGCACUUGAACUGGCCUAUCAGGUUCGCGAAGAUUCUACACUCUCCAUUCUCUGGAUACCGGCAACUAGCAUCGAAGCUGUUGAGCAAGCGUUCAUGAGCAUCAAUGAGCUGUUGGGUUUACCAAGUGGACCCACCAUCGAUGUGAAGUCCCAAGUGAAAACAUAUCUCAGCUCUCAAGAAGUCGAUCCAUGGCUACUGAUCAUCGAUAAUGCUGAUGAUGCGGAUAUGUGGAUGUCCUCGCAUACCGUACCUGCACUCAAAAAUUUUCUUCCCCAGUGCCACAAAGGUUUCAUCCUGUUCACAUCACGAAAUCAACAACUGGCAAUCAGAUUAGCUGGGCCUAACAUCAUCGAACUGUCGGAAUUGAGUGGUGCGACCGCACUUGAUCUAUUGAAAGAAUUACUUGUCCACAAAGAUCAGAUAGAGGAUUCAAAAUCAGCCACUGUAUUAGUACAACAGCUCUGUGGCUUGCCCUUGGCUCUGAUUCAAGCAGCAGGCUUCAUCAACGAGAACUGUGUCUCUCUAGAGGCGUAUCUUACCCUACUUUGCGAACAAGAAGACACAAUGAUCGACUUGCUCAGCGAAGACUUCGAGGAUAGCUAUCGGUACACAGAAAGCAAGAACCCGGUAGCAGUCACCUGGAUGAUCUCUUUCCAACAAGUAAAAAGGUUAAGUGAUCUGGCAGCGGAUAUCCUAUCAUUCAUCGCUUGCAUUGAUCAUCGAGACAUACCUUUAUCUCUUCUUCCACCCAGACAAUCAAAGCUGGAGGAGCACAAGGCCUUAGGAAUACUUAAAGCCUACUCAUUCGUUACAGCGCAAACUAACGACGAAUUCAUCAGCAUGCACCGACUUGUCCAUUUAGCUACAAAGAACUGGCUCAGGAAUGGAUGUUUGCUGCAAGAGUGGACGGGGAAAGUCGGUGAACGUUUCAACACAGUCUUUCCAUCAAAUGACCCGAUAAAUCGAUUCAGAUGGCGAGCGUACUUACCCCAUGCUCAACUUUGGCUUCAAGGAAAAGAGUCUCAACUGGAUGUAGACAUCAAAGAGAAUCUCGCCCAAAGUGUUGGGAAGUGCCUUAGCGCCGAUGGAAGGGAAGAUGAAGCAGAAACCAUGUUUCUGAAAGUCUUGGAAACAAGAGGCGAGCGACUCGCCUUAACUGAUGAAAGACUCCUCGCUACUUUGGCUUGCAUGGCAUCAACAUAUUCUAUGCAGGGCCGGUUAACUGAAGCUGAAGAGGUUCUGCUCGAGGUGGUGGCGAUAAAUAAGAAGGUGCAAGGGCUUGACCAUUGUUUCACACUGACUAGUAUGAGCGACCUCGCGCUCAUAUAUAGAGAUCAGGGACGAUUGAAGGAGAGCGAAGAGCUUGGGCUACAAGUGAUGGAGACAAGAAAGAAGAUUCUAGGUAUUGAACAUCUGGACACGUUAACGAGCAUGGGCAAUAUCACAGCAAUAUAUUACCAUCAUGGGCGUUUGAAGGAGAGCGAGGAGCUUGAGCUACAAAUAUUGGAGGCAAGAACAAGAUUGCAGGGCAUUGACCAUCCUAAAACACUGCUUAGCAUGAGCAACCUUGCGAUGAUUUAUUGGGUUCAGGGAAAAUUGGAGGAGGGCGAAAAAUUUGGGAUGCAAUCAGCGGACGCAACACAGAGGGUCCUAGGCGUUGAUCAUCCUGAAACACUGAGAACCAUGAGCAAUCUCGCGCUCAUAUACAAGGAUCAGGGACGAUUCAAGGAAAGCGAGGAGCUAGAAUUACAAGUAAUGGAGGCAAGAAAAAGUUUGCUAGGCGUUGAGCAUCCUGACACACUUACGAGCAUGGGCAAUCUCAUGUUAGUUUACGCGGAGCAGGGACGCUUAAAAGAGAGCGGGGAUAUUGGUCUUAAAUUGAUGAAGGCAAGACAGAAGCAGUUGGGUAUGGAACACUUAACCACACUGACAAGCAUGAGCAACCUCGCCUUGGUGCUUGGGAGACAUGGGCGAUUAAAGGAGGCCGAAGAGCUUUUGAAGUACACCCUGGAGACAAGAAAAAAGGUCCUCGGUACCAAUCAUCUCUCCACGCUGACCAGUAUGUCAAAUCUGGCCUGGAACUGGAUAUAUCAAGACCGCCUAGUAGAGGCUAUCGCCAUUCUUGAUUUGUGUGGUCGGAAACAAGAACAAUACCUUGGAAAGACCCACCCCUAUACAAUCGACACCAUGGCAAUGCUACAGUCCUUGCAAGAGGCUGCUGUCCGCAAUCCUGUUCUUGAAAAGUAUGAGGAAAAGCCAGUUACAUCUACGUGGAUGGGCCUAGCUAGCCCCAAUAGCUACCCAUUCCGACCUCAAGGCAGCUCAAAGCUUUCAAGACUGCACGAGUUGGGCAGCUUGCAUCCCUUGCUCUCCUUACUCAGCGCCCCUGGUCAACAAGUGAGGGAUAACGAUGAUGAUAUUGAGUGA